GGGGCCAAAAAUAUAGCUUAUGAAAAGUUGAAGUUUCAGUUGAUUUUGUGCAUUGCUGCUCUCAAAAUGUUUCUAGUGCUGGGUCUUAUUCUGGCUAGCGCCCUAUUUGUGGGUCUGCUCAUCUAUCAGUUGAAAUUCAAGCACCUUAUAGACGUGACUCGAGAUUUGGGUAGCCCACCGACUUUGCCAGUAGUAGGUCAUGGUUACCAUUUUGUUGGUAAGGCACCUCAUGAGCUAGUCCUUAUGCUUAGAAGCUUCAUGGACAUCUAUUCCAAGGAUCAGACGCUCAAAGUUUGGCUGGGACCAGAGCUCAACCUACUCAUGGGCAAUCCCAAAGAUGUGGAAGUGGUCCUUGGCACACUUCGUUUUAAUGACAAGGCCGGCGAGUACAAGGCCCUCGAGCCUUGGCUCAAGGAGGGUUUGCUCAUUAGCCGUGGGCGCAAGUGGCAUAAACGCCGCAAGAUCAUUACGCCCGCCUUCCAUUUUAAAAUUCUUUAUCAGUUCGUCAAUGUUUUUGAGCGUGAGUCGCGUACGCUGCUCCAGAAUUUGGAGAGGGAACGCCGACAGCAGGGCCAAACUGGUUUCAAUCUAUACGAUUGGAUUAAUCUCUGCACUAUGGACACUAUUUGUGAAACCGCUAUGGGUGUCUCAAUCAAUGCUCAGACGAACGUUGACUCAGAUUAUGUCCGUGCAGUGAAGACCAUUUCGAUGGUGCUGCACAAGCGCAUGUUCAACAUCUUCUAUCGCUUCGAUCUGACCUACAUGUUAACUCCUCUGGCUAGGGCCGAGCGUCAAGCUUUGAAUGUGCUGCACAACUUUACGGAAAAGAUCAUCGUGCAGCGUCGCGAGGAGCUGCUACGUGGAGGAGUCCAACAGACUACGGACGGAGCAGAAGUGGGCGCCAAGCGUAAAAUGGCCUUUCUGGACAUAUUGCUGCAGUCGAACAUCGACGACAAGCCUUUGACCAACAUGGACAUACGUGAGGAGGUGGAUACCUUUAUGUUUGAGGGCCAUGACACCACAUCCUCUGCCAUUACGUUCUUCUUCUAUAACAUUGCGUUGUAUCCGGAAUGCCAACGCAAAUGCAUCGAGGAGAUUGUAUCGGUGUUGGGCAACGACAGAGAGACGCCUGUUACCUACGAUCUGCUCAACAAACUCCAUUAUGUGGACCUGUGCAUCAAGGAGACGUUGCGUAUGUACCCAUCGGUUCCACUGCUAGGCCGCAAGGUGCUCCAGGAAUGCGAAAUAAAUGGCAAGAUCAUUCCCGCCGGCACAAACAUAGGCAUUUCUCCAUUGUUUUUAGGCCGACGAGAGGAUCUGUUCAGUGAACCAAAUACGUUUAAGCCAGAACGUUUCGAUGUGGUUACGAGCGCUGAGAAGCUCAAUCCUUAUGCCUACAUUCCUUUCUCGGCUGGACCGCGCAACUGCAUUGGCCAGAAGUUUGCCAUACUCGAGAUCAAAGCGAUUGCGGCGAAUGUUUUGCGACAUUAUGAAAUUGAAUUUGUUGGCAAUGCAGAGGAGCCACCAGUGCUUAUUGCUGAAUUAAUUCUUCGCACCAAGGAUCCACUCAUGUUUAAGCUCAAGGAGCGUGUCAUCUAAUGGUGCAUUUUCAGUGAUUUCCGUUAUGUUUCCAAUUGAGAUGUGUGUAUUCAAUAAAUACCUUAAAACUAUCGAAAAUCAAUACUAAAAAAUAUCGUUACAAAAAGUGAGAUGGGGACUGUAUUAAAAAGAAUGCAGAAAAUAAUUAAAAUAUGCCAAGAAUUAGUCGCA
Drosophila hydei is the source of this 1770-nucleotide messenger RNA. Its product is annotated as cytochrome P450 4d1-like. The coding region runs from base 67 to 1599 and encodes 510 amino acids. The record is from RefSeq and is a predicted model, not a curated record. NCBI's taxonomy places the organism in Eukaryota, Metazoa, Arthropoda, Insecta, Diptera, Drosophilidae. The transcript is spliced from 3 exons. Gene Ontology annotation, molecular function: iron ion binding; oxidoreductase activity, acting on paired donors, with incorporation or reduction of molecular oxygen; heme binding.